AGCCCUCAAAACUUCCAGGGUUCCGUUCCGAUAGCGCCACCUUUCCAUUUCGUGACCGGUGAUGGAUGUCACGGCCAGGAGGGCUGCCAGGAUCCUCCUGGGCGCCGCCAGUGUGACUCUGCAGGGCUGCGACGUGCCCACGCACGCGGUAGGGCAUUGGCAGACCUUGGAGAGCUACUUGGAAACCUACCAGGCGGCUGCCCCGGGCCAAGCCGCGACGCUCAACGGCUGCUCCCUGGAUAGCCCCAGAUAUCUGCAGUGCAACGGCCACGGCGUGUGCACGUCAUGGCUGAAGGAUCCGAACUCCGACAAUGCAACGGAGGUGGCCUCUUCGCUGAAGUUCUGCCAGUGUGAGGAGGAGUGGGCGGAUCCCAACUGCCAGACGCCUCGGAAGUCCCAGCAGAUCGCGUUCCUCCUCUCGAUGUUUGGAGGAUUCUUGGGUCUGGAUCAGCUCUACCUGGGAUUCUUCUUUCCCUACGGCCUGCUCAAGCUCUUGACCCUCGGCGGCGCGGGGCUCUGGUGGAUCUACGACUUGGUUCGGAUUGGGUCCAGCCCCGUAGCCACUGCGGCGAACUUCCAGGUCGCUGAGAACGUACCACACUGGGCCUUCGUCCUGUCGUCCACGGCCUUCUUCGUGGCUUUGGCCUUCGUGUACAGCGCCUGGUCGAUUCAGCGGCAUCGGGUGCAGAAGCAGAGAGAGGUGAUGAUGCUGCAAGCGGAGAGCGCGUCUUUGGAGUCGCAGCGGCAUUUCUCAGGAUAUGGUUCGACACUCGGCUGAGCCGUGGAGCGCUUUGCGCGCGAGUGGUUCAAGAGAAGCUGAGA
Molecule: messenger RNA, 822 nt
Organism: Effrenium voratum
Lineage: Eukaryota; Dinophyceae; Suessiales; Symbiodiniaceae
Source: the annotation of a GenBank genome assembly